GCUCUGCGGGGGCCCCGCUGGCAGCUCCGGCCCGACCCGCCAGCCGAGCCCAUGGCGGCCCGCUCUCCGCCGGACCCCAACGCCGCCCUCCCCCUCCCCCUCCUCCCCUUCCUCCUCUUCCUGCUCCUGCUCCUGCUCCCGCUCCCGCCGCCCGUGCUCAGCCGCUCCACCUUCGCGGGGGGCGCGGGGGUCGGGGGCGCGCGCGGCCGGGAGGCGGCGCGCGCCGCGCUGCACUACUUCAACGCCCGCGCCCGCUCCCCCGCCGCCCUGCGGGCGCUCGGGGAACUGCACAAAGCCUCGCUCUGGGUUAAUCCAGAAAAGGGACAGAGGAUUGAUGUAGUGUUUACCACAAGUAAAUAUGCCUCAGAGGAAAAUGAAUACGCGGGGACCUGUUUCGCUACAGUAGUCUUCAGCAAUAACAAACCCAGACCUUCUGUCAACAUCACUUGCACGCACGUCACAGGAGAGGAUGAGAGAGACCUGGAGGCUGUCCAGAUCUACAAGCAACUGAAGCAACUGGCCAAACCUACCAAGGGAACCAAAAUACCUGAUAACUAUGGAUUUAUGGAACCUUCUCUGAAGCCCAUGUGGUACUUGGCAGUUCUUGGUGGCUCUUAUGUGAUGUGGCAUAAGACAUCGCUGUCCCUAUAUUAUUAUAUGUUGCAGCUCACAGACGUGACGCAGUGGAUAACCAACGAUGAUGCGAUUCAGUUCGGCUACACCGCCUUAUUUCAUGAAUUCUCAACACAGGAAAUUAUCCCCUGUCAGAUAAAUCUGAUCUGGUACCCUGGCAAAAUCCUAAAAGUGAAAUACCACUGUCAACACGAAACCCAGCUAGAGUCGUCCGGAAACGAAGGGUCGGCGAUGGGAACCGACGAAGUCUUUAGCAAUUUCUGAAAAGACAAAUACCGGUCUUCAUUUCUUUCGAAUUCCAGAUAUAGCGACUCUUCUUAAUAGCUUACAUCGGUAUCACGAUAAUUCAGCUAGACUUAAUCAAGACCUAGCGAUUCGAGGGUGGGAAGCUGGCAACUCACCGACUGAGGAGACGCUCGGAAAGAGAAAAACCAUUUGCUACCUGUAGUCGCGGGGGCCCGAUUCCAGGAAGUCACUGGUGUACUGACCACUGGAACCGCGUGGCCACCUGUAAAUUCGGGCUGCUGGGUUAGAGUCCUAAAAUGCUAAGCACAAAGUCGAAGCAGAUCAGCUGCAUAUCUUGUUCUAUAUUUGUAUCCAGCGCUUUCAAGUUAGAGCUAUUUUAUCUCACUAGAUUGCUUUUACCCGAGGUUUCCUCAUUUGUGAAUAAAGCUAAUAUAUUUGGAUAAAAGAAAAUCUAUAGAGACGUUACAAAGGUUUUUUUUCACUUUGAAUACCGGCUGUCGUUUUUAACCUGAUAAAUGCAGUAAAAUAUGAUUAUAUUUCUGAUCCA
This is a messenger RNA of Ornithorhynchus anatinus (platypus), 1426 nucleotides long. RefSeq names its product retinoic acid receptor responder 1 (gene RARRES1). NCBI's taxonomy places the organism in Eukaryota, Metazoa, Chordata, Mammalia, Monotremata, Ornithorhynchidae. The transcript has 6 exons. The record is from RefSeq and is a predicted model, not a curated record. Bases 52 to 897 code for a protein of 281 amino acids. Gene Ontology annotation, molecular function: metalloendopeptidase inhibitor activity.